AGAGGGGCCGCGUGCCGCAGUGGGCCCGGCGGAGAGCGGCGGAGCCGGCCCCAGCCCCGGCACCGGAGCCAUGGCCGCGGGGCCCCCCGGCACCUUCCUCCUCACCCUCCUCUUCCUCCUGCCGCUCUGCCCGCGCGGCCGCGGGCAAAGCUUCGGGCAAACGCGCUUCAUCUGCACCUCGGUGCCGCUGGACGGGGACAUGUGCGCCGCCUCCGCGCCGGUCAGCGGUUCCGCCGAGGAGCUGAAGAGCACCGUGCUGCAGCUACGGGAAACGGUGCUGCAGCAGAAGGAGACCAUCAUGAACCAGAAGGAAACCAUCCGUGAGCUGACGGCUAAACUGGGCCGGUGCGAGAGCCAGAGCGUGCUGGAGGCGCUGCCCGGCGAGCCCAAGGGCGGCGGGGCCGGCAGGAAGACCGGCUUCUCCAAGAACACCAUGGGGGACCUUUCGCGGCCACCCGCGGCCGAGACCCUCAGCCAGCUCGGACAGACGCUGCAAUCCCUGAAGACCAGGCUGGAAAACCUCGAGCAGUUCAGCAGGAUGAACUCCUCCAGCCAGACCAACAACCUGAAGGACAUCCUGCAGAACAAAAUCGACGACCUGGAGAAGCAGGUGCUGUCCCGGGUGAACAGCCUGGAGGAGGGCAAGUUCAACCCCAAGAACGAGUCCGAGGAGCGCGGCAAGAUCGAGAGCACCCUCACGUCGUUGCACCAGCGCAUCAGCGACCUGGAGAAAGGCCAGAAGGACAACCGGCCCCCGGAUAGGUUCCAGCUCACCUUCCCGCUGCGCACCAACUACAUGUACGCCAAGGUGAAGAAGAGCCUGCCCGAGAUGUACGCCUUCAGCAUCUGCAUGUGGAUGAAGUCCAACGCCUCCCCCGGCAUGGGCACCCCCUUUUCCUACGCUGUGCCCGGGCAGGCUAACGAGCUGGUGCUCAUCGAGUGGGGCAACAACCCCAUGGAGAUCCUCAUCAACGACAAGGUGGCCAAACUACCCUUUGUCAUCAAUGACGGCAAGUGGCACCACAUCUGCGUCACCUGGACCACACGGGAUGGUGUGUGGGAAGCCUACCAGGACGGCACGCAGACCGGCAGCGGCGAGAACCUGGCGCCCUACCACCCCAUCAAGCCCCAGGGGGUCCUGGUCCUGGGCCAGGAGCAGGACACGCUGGGCGGUGGGUUCGAUGCCACGCAGGCCUUCGUGGGGGAGCUGGCCCACUUCAACGUGUGGGACAGGAAGCUGAGCCCCGGGGAGGUGUACAGCCUGGCCACCUGCAGCACCAGGGCGCUCUCGGGCAACGUCAUCGCGUGGGCCGAGGCCAACAUCGACAUCUACGGCGGGGCCACCAAGUGGACUUUUGAGGCUUGUCGCCAGCUCAACUAGGGCCACGGACAAGCGAGAGAAACCUCAUCGGGUUCUUUUUUCUUUUUUGGUCCGUCCCCUCCCUCCCCCCUCCUUUUUUUGCGCAAAACCAACCAAGAACGAAGCCACCUAUCUUGUCCCAAGGAGUGGGGAUACCCCAGCAGUGGGGUCACCCACCCUCAGAGCCCCACGACCCUCCGGUUUCUGUCUUGCCAACGUCCUUCAACGCCUGCGUGCCUUGGCCUGGCGCGGCUGCGCCCCGUCCCGCUGCCCCCGGCCCCUGCUUUGCCGCUGUCUCCCCCCGCCGGGGCAGCCCUGCUUUCCCCGGGCACUGGCGCCUUAAAAGGCUGCGGGGCCCAGACCAGAGCCCCCCCUUGGGGGUCUUCUCCCUCCAGCCUGCAGCUCCCCUCCCGGGAUCCGGGAGUGCGGCAGCAGCCAGGGGUCCGAACCCCCCCCCCUUCCCACCCCCCCUCGGGUAAGGGGACACCCCCCUUCCCUGGCCGGCGCUGCUCCUGAGCACCACAGCCAUAGCCCUGGGCUGCGGCGGGCACCGGGGUGGGACCCCACCCUGGGCGGGACCCCCCACCAGCCCUGCUCCCUGACCUGCCGCACUCAGGUACGCCCCCUUGGCCCCGCUGCCUGCAGCCCCCCGAGGCCUCCUACACGCCGUAGCUGGUGAAAAAGAGCCUUUACUGUCCCCCUGGAAGUUUAGCUACCACUGAAAAGUCUGAAGCCUUUCUGCUUUUGAUAAUACACUAUGUUGUUUCUCUUACUGUAAAGGGAAGUUUAUUACUGUCAAAAAAAAAAAAAGGUAUUUUUAUGAAGAUGAAAAAAUAUAUAAUUCAGCAGUGCUCCCUGAGGAAAAAAAGUACUUUGUGAUUCUGCAGGAAAAAAAGAGAUAAAGAAGCAUAUUUUGAAAUAAUAGAUGCAUUUUGUAUGGUUUCCUUUUCUAAACUCCUAGUUUGUACUACAGAUCGCAGAAAUCACCCCCCGGCCCACCCCACUGACCCCCCGAGGGCUGCCCUUGGGUGGCAGUGGAGGAUGAGGCAGAGAAUUCACACAGGGCUCCAGAGCCUCCCCGACCAACUCCAAAGAUGUGGCAAAGAGACGCGUGGAGCGGAGGGGCCCGCACGGCGCCGGGCAAGGCCAAGGCUGCCCCGGCCACGAGCACAGAGCUGGCCCAGCCACCGCCGCUUCAGGGAACCAGCACCCAGCCGAAGAGCAGCACCGGCAGCCACACGCACCCCCCCGAAUCGAGAUAUCUUCAUAUGAACUGUGGCUCAGGGCAGCGAAUUUUAAACUGUGCUCUUUUUAAAAAAAAAAAAAAAAAAAACCAAGAAAAACACAAAAAUAUUGUGAGUUAAAUUACGUUCCUCCUAAGAACCUCUUCACAUCAGCAAAGCAACAAGCACAACCUGCUGAGAAGAACCAGACCACUGCAAAGGUUUGACCUACAGUCCCAGGUGCGUCAGAUUUGCCAAAAAAUGAAAUUAAAACAAGGGUUUGAUGUCAACACAAUGUAUAUAGUGUAUAGUAGGGGAGCAAAUAAAUGUAUCUUAAUUUGUCAUUAUUUUGCUAACCAAAGCUGUACAUUUUUCUUAUUACUUGCUCUGUCUUCUUUGGGUUUUGAAUGGGUUGCGAUAUACUACGCAUCCAGUCCGCAUCGGCAGUUCUGAAAAUGCACUGUUUCUACUGAUACUCAUGCUUUUUCCAUUUUAUUGCUGAGAUUACAUGAAUUGUUGACUUUAUUUUUACACAAUAAAGAGUGAAGAAAGACA
Molecule: messenger RNA, 3138 nt
Organism: Phalacrocorax carbo (great cormorant)
Lineage: Eukaryota; Metazoa; Chordata; Aves; Suliformes; Phalacrocoracidae
Source: RefSeq, a predicted model, not a curated record